This is a messenger RNA of Apaloderma vittatum (bar-tailed trogon), 1236 nucleotides long. It is a transcript of the gene MINDY4, whose product is annotated as family with sequence similarity 188, member B. The record is from RefSeq and is a predicted model, not a curated record. Gene Ontology annotation, biological process: protein K48-linked deubiquitination. The transcript is spliced from 14 exons. Lineage: Eukaryota; Metazoa; Chordata; Aves; Trogoniformes; Trogonidae. Bases 1 to 1236 code for a protein of 411 amino acids. Gene Ontology annotation, molecular function: cysteine-type deubiquitinase activity; K48-linked deubiquitinase activity.
AUGUCGGUGUGGCUUUGUAGGAAGGAAGCACAGAAGUUUCCAAUAUCCACUUGCUAUAAAGAAGACCAGAUUAAAGAUGUCUUAGAAUUAGUUGAUGUUGAGGAUGAAGAAACAGCUGGAGAAGUUAGUAAGAACCCGGAUCUUUCAACACUGUAUAUGUUUCAAGUAAUAUCAAAGGCAAUUGAUAUUUCUCUUGCAAAAGAAUUAAAAAAUCUUUUGUUUGGCUCUAGUCUUUGUUGCUUCAGUGAAGAAUGGAAAAUACAGAGUUUUACAUUUAAUAACAUACCACAGUUGAAAUAUGGCAUUGUGCAAAAAAAGGGUGGCCCAUGUGGAGUACUGGCUGCGGUUCAAGCUUGUGUCCUACAGCAGCUUAUCUUUGCAGACAGUAACAGGAAUAAAGACACACGGUGUCUUCAGCCUUCAGAAGCUCACAGGACCAAAUGCCUCACCAUGGCCAUUGCAGACAUACUGUGGCGCGCAGGAGGCAACGAAAAAGCAAUUGUGGCACUGCCAUCAGGAAGACAGCAGUUCACUCCCAUGGGAAAAUACAAGGCAGAUGGAAUCUUAGAAACUCUAAUACUGCAUAGUGCCACCAGAUAUGAAGACCUGAUUGUAUUUCUCCAGCAGAAUAUUCACCAGUUUGAAAUUGGUCCCUGUGGCUGCAUCCUUCUGACUGUGUCUGUCAUCUUAUCGAGAUCCAUCAAUCUGGUGCGCAAUGAUUUUGAUGUGCCUACAAACCGAUUGAUUGGCAGCCAUGGCUAUUGUACUCAGGAAUUGGUGAACCUGCUUUUGACUGGCAAAGCUGUGUCCAAUGUCUUCAACAAUGUAAUAGAGCUGGACUCUGGAAAUGGCAAUAUCACAAUUUUGAAAGGUAUCACAAGCCGCAGUGAUAUUGGGUUGCUGUCUCUCUUCGAGCACUAUGAUGUUUGUCAGGUUGGCUGUUACUUGAAGACCCCUAAAUACCCAAUCUGGUUGGUGUGCAGUGAAAGCCACUUCAGUGUGCUUUUUUGCUUGGAAAAGGAUUUAGUAGGUGACUGGAAAACAGAGAGGAGAUUUGAUCUAUAUUAUUAUGAUGGCUUGGCCAACCAGGAAGAAGAAAUACGGUUAACGAUUGACACAACUCAGAUGUGUGCUGAAGAUAAAGAAAAUGAUCUUACUCCUCCACUUGAGCACUGUAUUAGGACAAAGUGGCAAGGAGCUCUUAUUGACUGGAAUGGCACAGAACCAAUCUUGUGA